GACCAAUUUCUGUUUCUUCCUUAAAAAAAUUUUGAUACUUUUUUUUCAGUACCAGAAAAAUUUAUCAAAGCUAUUGGUCGUCAGACUUAACUGUCAACUUAACUAUACACUUAGAAGAUAUUGGCGAUGUUCAGUUGUACUAGGUCGUCCAUAAUAAGGCCCAUUGUCAGCCAAAAUGGUGUCUGUAUACGUUCAUUUUCAUCAUCCCUUAUAAAUCUUAAGCCUAAGGCUACAUCAGACCCUAAGAAGAAAUUAAAGAGAGAACAAAAAGUGAAAGCAUUAAAUAAGCAAGACCCAGAAUCACACCCAUUAUAUAUGACUAUUCCUAAUGCUAUGAGAUAUUUACGUGCAGCAGAAGUUGGUCAACCAGCUAAAAAGACGACUGUCUCUAUUUUAAUGACAGUUUUACCAGAUAAAGGUUCUACACCAUUAAGUGGAUCAGUAUAUUUACCAAAGCCAAUCAAAGAUAAUCAUGUAAUGGUAUUCAGUUUACAACCAGAAAUCGUGGAAAAGGCUAAAGAAAUGGGUGCCACUUAUGCUGGAGGUUUAGAUUUGAUUGAAGAAAUUCAAAAUGGUAAUGUUAAAUUAGAUCAAUUAACUCAUGCAUUUGCAACUCCAGAUGUUGUUAAAGAUUUAAAACCAAUAGCAAGACAAAUCGGUCCAAAAGGGUUAAUGCCAACCCCAAAGAGAGGUACGGUAUCAGAAGACAUUGAGACUUUAAUGAGACAAAGUGUAGGUGCUUUACCAUUUAAACAAAAGGAACAGCAUUUAUCUAUUCCAAUUGGUAGAUGUGAUUUCAGUGAUGAAGAAAUCAUAAGUAACUUAAAAGCUGCAUCUGAAGCCAUCUAUGCUAGUCAACCACCUGGUACAAGAAAACCAAAUAUCAUUGGUCGUACUUUCAUGAGUUCAACCUUAGGUCCAUCUGUAAUUAUAAACUUCAAAUCAUAAGUAUAAUAAUCAUCUUGUAUAUAUAUAUAACUCUAUAGUUAAAAAUAAAAUUUCUUAGAGACAAAUUAACAUCGUUACCGCUGUAGACCCAUAC
Messenger RNA from Scheffersomyces coipomensis, 1042 nucleotides. Its product is annotated as mitochondrial 54S ribosomal protein uL1m. Lineage: Eukaryota; Fungi; Ascomycota; Pichiomycetes; Serinales; Debaryomycetaceae. Gene Ontology annotation, cellular component: mitochondrial large ribosomal subunit. The record is from RefSeq and is a predicted model, not a curated record. Gene Ontology annotation, molecular function: RNA binding; structural constituent of ribosome. The coding region runs from base 127 to 948 and encodes 273 amino acids. The transcript has a single exon. Gene Ontology annotation, biological process: translation.